AUGAGUGACACCAACCUCUCCUUGGCCUAUGGUCCUCGCGUUGAAGACCAGAACAUCUCACAUCUCCAGCUCUGGCAGGACGCUGUCAACGCCCGGCCCAAUGCCACCGCACUCAUCGCAAAACAUCAAUCACCUUUUACUUUUCGAUGGGUGGGCAGUCAACAUUCCGAGAAGGAAUACGUCCAAUGGACCUUUGCCGAUCUCGACCGCGGCGCCCGACGGCUGGCAACUGCUCUCAACAGAUUGGCUCACAUCGAACGACGGCCCAUCGCCGCCCUCAUCAACAACCAAGCAGAAUGGGCACUCUUCUACUGGGCGACAGCAUACCUCCACUCACCCUUCGUUCCCAUCAACCCGAAGAUUGCAAGCCGAGCGGAGGAGCUGAACCACAUGCUCGACCUCGUUGGUCCGGUGGUACUAGUGACAGCGGAUCUGAACAUUGCCGCGCAAGUUGAGCAGUCCCUAUCAGAAAAACUCAUGGCAUCCAUCUCCACAAGGAUCACUCUCUCCAUGUCGGAUAUUGCGACCGCAAAUUCAUGGAGUCUCCUUUCGAACAUCAUGUCUGGCGACCCUUCACCGCCAGACACUCCGGACGUCGUCUCAGCCAACGACACGAUCGUCAUCCUCUUCACCAGCGGAACCACAUCACUUCCCAAGCCCUGUGCGCUGACAAGCUACCAAUGUCUGAAUGCCGCUUUGGGAUACAUGGACGCACAAAAAGUCACUUCCGCUCAUAGAUUCGUGCAACACCUGCCUGGAUUCCACUCAUACGGUAUUGGCUGGUCACUCGGUUUCUGGGUGAUGGGUGGCACAGUCAUAUUCCCGUCCGACUCUUUCGAGGCUCAGGCGACACUACAGUGCUUUGAUCAAUUUCGGGCAACACACAUGGGUCUUGUCCCGACUACUGCUCAAGCCAUCCUCGCUCAUCCGGAGUUCGCAAGGACUGAUUUGAGUAGUCUGGUGAGCAUUGAUAUCAGUGGCGCUGGUGUACUACCCAGUCUGGUCGAUGCUUGCACAGCGGCGUUGAAAGUGCCAUCAAGCACCAGCUAUGGCAUGACUGAAAGCCCGGGCACCAUGGCUUGGUCUGUUGAUGAGGGAUAUGUCAUUCGAAAUGGCGAGGUCAUGUCUGGACGACCAGUGCGAGCGACUUGUGUCAAAGUGUGCGAGCCUGGUACUCGAGAGAUUGUUCCUCGCGGACAAUUUGGUGAGCUGCACAAUGGUGGGCCUCAGGUUAUCCCGCGAUAUAUGGAUCGAAGAGUAUCGACCGACGACUUUUACACUGAUGAACAAGGCACAAGAUGGAUCAUCACCGGAGACCAGGCGAUCAUGGAUGCGGAUGGUGCUGUGAGAAUCUCUGGAAGAUACAAAGACAUGAUCAUCCGAGGUGGCGAGAAUAUCUCACCGGCCAGUAUCGAGGACUAUCUCAGCAAGAAGCAAGAUAUAUUCAUGGUACAGGUGGUUGGUGCGCCGGAUGAGAUGGCAGGAGAGGUGCCAAUCGCUGUCAUCACCACGGUCGACGGGUGUGAAGCCGAUUUGAAUGAGCUCAAGCUGGAUACUCAACGAGAUCUUGGACCAGCAUUCGCGCCAAAGAUGGUUCUACAUUUGAACAAAGACCUUGGACUGGAUGUAUUCCCAUGCACCGCCUCUGGCAAAGUGCGAAAGGUCGAACUGGCCAAAGUCGUCCGAGAAUAUCUCAAACAGCAGCACUCCGCUGCAUUGGACAAGUCCGGCUCCACGAUCGACUCCCUCAUCAGCAUCUGGAAGAUGAUCAGCGGUACCGAUGGACUUCUGCCAUCGUCCGUCUUGGAGUCCUUCGCGGACUCCCUGAUGAUGAUGCAGCUUUCCGGCACAGUCAAGAAGGAACUCGGAAGAGACAUCACUGUGGAGGACUACCAGACAUGCAUCACCAUCCAGGAUCAAGCAGACCUCAUCGAAGCUCGACCGUUGAAGAGUGCAAUUGUUCUCGCGCCACAACGAGCUGGACCUCCGACCUUGCAAGACAUGCCGCACGCUAGGGAUGAGGUCGAAGCCUUCAAUCAAACUCAGGAAGCCGUCGAGAGUAUGCUUCGCCCGUUGAACAUGUCGUGGGACGAUGUCGAAGACGUUGUACCUUUGCCUGACUGGGAUGCCAUUUUCGCGAAGCAAUCUCGUCCGUCUUCAUGGAACCUUCGCUUUGUCUACAACGCUGCCGUCGAUGCUUCAAGCUUAGCUGCGGCUGUCAAGGCUUCACUCGAGUUCCAUCCUACCAUGAGAGCUCUUGCAUUUGAGAGUCAAGAUGAGGAGAUGCUAUUGGUCACGAUGCGAGCCACAGAUGAGUGGAUGAAGGCAUGUAUGACAACAGGCUGGGAAGUGGAGACCAAAGAAGAACUGAACAAGCUUCUUCUGGAUGAUCCAGUCCUCGACAACGCGAGUGCCUCCGGACCGCUCGUCAGAUUCCACGUUGCCAACGUGCGAAGCGAUGGAACUUCAGGCCUUGUCAUGAUUGUGUCUCAUGCAGUGAACGACAUGAGCAUGACCAAAGUUUGGCUGGAAGACAUCGUCUCCCUACUUACCGGCGAAGCUCCAGUCAUCCCGCACGCUCUUUUCAAAGACUACGCCACCGCUUUCUACGACCACAAAGAUGGCCUCGAAGCCGAAAAUGGCGUCACAUACUGGGCGACAAAGCAUGCCGGCAUCAGCUCCACCGCAGAAACCUCUCUCUGGCCUGAACAGCGAGCACCCGAAUGGUUCAAAGGUAUUGACACCAAUUGGACCCGCUCGAACGGCACCAAACCCCGCAAGAACGAACGCACCGUCUCUGUUCCCGCCAAACUCGCCGCACAAAAAGGUCUCCGCCGUAAAGUCCUCGUCGAAGACAUUCCCCUCCUCAAAUCCGCCCACAACGUUCCCUCCUUCAUGCUCGUCAAGUCCGCCAUCGCCCUCCUCAACAUCUCCCGCACAAACGGCAAAGAAGCCAUCUUCGGCACCAUCAACGCCGCUCGCAACUGGCCUUUCGCUUCGGACUACACCGCUCUCGAGCGGGAAGCCUACACCGGCAACCCGCUCGACAUCUCCGGCUGCACGACCGAGUAUGUCCUCGACCGCAUCCCCGUUGGUCGAUCCAAGUCUGUUCUCGACUUCAUGCGUCAAGUCACUCAAGAUGAGGAACGCAACUCGUCCUUCGCGCACACGCCGUUCUUCCGCAUCGUUGAUCGUCUACGGGAUCCUCUUUCCUCUGACGAUGUCCGUACAUUCGCCGAGCGGGAGCGCGAUGCUGACUCCCUACUCCCUCUGAUCCGAAGGCAGUCUUUCAACUGGCUUCCUACGGCUCCCACGGCGCAGAGUUCCAAGGGCUUACAGUUCCAGGAGAUGUUGACGAGGAUGGACAACGGGUUAACGAUCACGGGAUUUUUGGCGGAUGAUAAGAGGAGUGUGGUGUUGGGGUUCAGCUGGGAUGCGGAGCAUCUGACGAUGAGAGAGGCGGAGAGUGCGCUGGAUGAAUUGGUUGGCUUGGUGGGUAGGAUGGGCAGGGAGGAGAAUUGGGGUUUGACGGUUGGGGAGCUGUUGAGGGGUUGA
This is a messenger RNA of Zymoseptoria tritici IPO323, 3555 nucleotides long. RefSeq lists its product as uncharacterized. Gene Ontology annotation, biological process: fatty acid metabolic process. The coding region runs from base 1 to 3555 and encodes 1184 amino acids. The transcript has a single exon. Gene Ontology annotation, molecular function: medium-chain fatty acid-CoA ligase activity. The record is from RefSeq and is a predicted model, not a curated record. Lineage: Eukaryota; Fungi; Ascomycota; Dothideomycetes; Mycosphaerellales; Mycosphaerellaceae.